Lottia gigantea (owl limpet) is the source of this 1719-nucleotide messenger RNA. RefSeq lists its product as hypothetical. The record is from RefSeq and is a predicted model, not a curated record. Gene Ontology annotation, cellular component: membrane. Gene Ontology annotation, biological process: sodium ion transmembrane transport. Lineage: Eukaryota; Metazoa; Mollusca; Gastropoda; Lottiidae. The coding region runs from base 1 to 1719 and encodes 572 amino acids. The transcript has 12 exons.
AUGGCCCUGGCGGCACCGCCUGACGGAUCAGAAGAUGAAUUUAAACGUGAAACAUGGACUAAUAAAUUGGAUUUUUUAUUAGCUUGUAUUGGAUUUAGUGUUGGUUUAGGAAAUGUUUGGAGAUUUCCCUAUCUGUGUUACAAAAAUGGUGGAGGUGCCUUUCUUUUGCCUUAUUUUAUCUGUGUAUUUAUUGGUGGAAUUCCUCUCUUCUAUUUGGAAGUAGCAGUUGGUCAGUUUAUGGGAAGAGGUGGUCUCAAAUCAUGGAAUAUAGUGCCUUUGUUUCAAGGCAUUGGUAUUGCUUGCUGUAUCAUAGUCUUCUUGCUCAAUUGUUAUUACAAUGUCAUCUUAUGUUGGGCUUUCUACUACAUGUUUAACUCAUUCCAAGCUGAAUUACCCUGGUCUUAUUGUGGACAUGAAUGGAAUACAAUCUGGUGUAAUGAUGAUUUCAAAUCCAAUGUAACUGUGAACGAUACAGCAGCUAAAUAUAAUUUGACCAUUUAUGAAAAUAGUACAUAUAAAUUUUCUGAUCCUGUCACAGAAUUCUGGGAAUAUAAAACUCUGGCUAUCUCGGAUGGUAUUGAUGAUGUUGGAGUUAUUAAGUGGGAUUUAGCUCUGUGUUUAUUAUUUGCAUGGAUUGUGGUAUAUGCCUGUAUUUGUAAAGGAAUUAAAUCUUCAGGAAAGGUUAUGUAUGUAACAGCUACCUCACCCUAUAUUUUUAUGUUGAUUUUAUUGAUCAGAAAUUCUCUAUUGGAUGGUGCCUAUGAUGGUGUAUUAUUUUAUCUUACUCCUAAAAUUGACAGAUUAGCAGAUUCUCAGGUAUGGGUUGAUGCUGGAACACAGAUUUUCUUUUCCUAUUCUAUUAGUUUAGGAACAUUAACUGCUUUAGGAAGUUAUAACAAGUUCAAUCAUAAUUCAUACAGGGAUGCUAUAUUAUUUGCCUUAGCGAACAGUGGAACCAGUUUCUUUGCUGGCUUUAUAGUGUUCACAAUUUUAGGUUAUAUGGCUUCAGUACAGGGUGUCAGUAUCGCCGAAGUGGCCGAAUCAGGACCUGGUUUAGCUUUUAUUGCUUACCCUAAAGCUGUAGCUCAAAUGCCGAUAUCUCCAUUGUGGUCUAUAUUAUUCUUUUUGAUGGUUAUUUUAUUGGGUUUGGACAGUCAGUUUGUUGGUGUUGAAGGUGUAGUUACAGCUGUAGUUGAUCAGUAUCCAGCAUUACUAAGAGUUGGAUACAGAAAGGAAUUAUUCAUUCUAGGAGUGUGUAUACUCAAUUUCUUUAUAGGUUUAUCUAUGGUGACAAAUGGCGGAAUGUACGUGUUUCAAUUGUUUGACUAUUAUUCUGGCAGUAGAAUUAUUUUAUUGGUGGCUUUCUUUGAAUUGAUAUCCGUAGCCUGGAUCUAUGGUGUAAAUAGAUUCUAUGAUAAUAUAGAAAUGAUGAUAGGAAAGAAAAUCUGGCCUUACAUGAAAGUUUGUUGGGUGGUCUUCGCUCCAUUAUUUUGCAUUGUCAUUUUCAUUUUAAGUGCCAUCAACUAUUCCGAACUGACGUAUGACCGACCAAGAGGAACCUAUGUAUACCCUGAUUGGGCUGUAGGAAUAGGUUGGGCCAUGGCAUGUGUCUCCGUUAUUUUCAUUCCGCUCAAGGCCCUUCACGUCUUCAUAAAAUAUGGUUUCACAAAAGAGGUAAGCAACUUCUUAAAUACAUUACCAGUUUUAUCGAUAGGAUGA